Messenger RNA from Brienomyrus brachyistius, 3554 nucleotides. RefSeq names its product anoctamin-1-like. The transcript is spliced from 26 exons. Gene Ontology annotation, biological process: chloride transmembrane transport. Gene Ontology annotation, cellular component: plasma membrane. NCBI's taxonomy places the organism in Eukaryota, Metazoa, Chordata, Actinopteri, Osteoglossiformes, Mormyridae. The record is from RefSeq and is a predicted model, not a curated record. Bases 204 to 3173 code for a protein of 989 amino acids. Gene Ontology annotation, molecular function: chloride channel activity; protein dimerization activity.
CAUUUUUUUUUUCACGAUACUUGUCGCUCCUAUAGGAGUGGCGGUGCUCGGGAAGAACCUGGCGAAAGUUCAUUACUUCCAGACAGUUUUAAGGUUGUGGUCUCUGGUGCAAGAGUAAGAAGAGCACAAAACUGACAGAGUGAAGAACGACUGGGGAAAGAAAAAGUUAGUGUGGAAUUUAACGCAGAGCUUUGCGAGCAGAGAUGGAUGGCAAUGGUACGGGUCCGAAGAAGAAUGAUCAAAAUCAUGAUAACAAAGCAUCUGGUAAAACGUUCUUAGUCCACAACCGCUCAGGAAAUCACCUACCAGAGUUGGACUCACAGUCUGUGAUAAGAAAGACAGAGAAUGACAGCCAUGUGCCUGCAAAAGACAAAGGGGUGGACAUAAUCAACAUCAAGGGCAUCGAGGACAUUGGAUAUGUCCAGCAGGAUUCCAUCCUGCUGAAUGCCCGGAUCCCGGAGGAAAACACGCAGUGCCGGCAAGGUCUCUACUUCCAAGAUGGUGAGAGGCGGGUGGACUACAUCCUCACCUACCAAAUCAAGAAACCCGGCAGCUCUCGCCGGCACUCAUCCCGCCUGAAAGAUAACGCCCUCACCCGCAGCCUGCGGCGGGGCCGGGGCCCACCGCCACCGCAGGACCCUGAGGCGGCCACGCAGGAGCCCGAUCUGCAGUCCCAUGAGGACGACAAGCGUGUCUGCCGGGAGGAGUUUGAGGGCAAUCUCAUGGAGACGGGCCUGGAACUCGAGAAAGACGAAAAUUCAAAAACUCCUGGGAUGGGCUUUGUGAAGAUACACGCUCCCUGGCAUGUCCUAUGCCGAGAAGCGGAGUUCAUGAAACUCAAGAUGCCCACCAAAAAAGUGUAUGAGGUCAAGCACGGUAGCAGCCUGGUUGAGAAAAUUAACGCAUUCAUCUCCAAGGUGACAGAACCCCUGCACCCAAAAGUGGAAGAGAACAGAAUACACAACGUCAAGCACCUUUCCUACCCAUUCUCACGAGAAAAGCAGCAUCUGUUUGAUUUGUCAGACAGAGAUUCCUUCUUUGACAGUAAAACAAGAAGUUCAAUAGUUUUUGAAGUACUGAAGCGCAUAAAAUGCACCAAAUAUGAAUACAGCAUGGGGAUUACGAGCCUGCUUGCUAAUGGGGUAUAUAUGGAUGCUUAUCCUCUGCAUGAUGGGGACGUUGAUGGCGAAAAUGCUGACCCCAAUGACAGAAAGCUUUUGUAUGAAGAGUGGGCGAGUUACAGUGUUUUUUACAAGUACCAGCCCAUUGGCCUGAUCAGGAAGUACUUUGGAGAGAAGAUUGGCCUUUACUUCGCAUGGUUGGGUGUAUAUACCCAGAUGCUAAUCCCUGCCUCCGUGGUUGGGGUCAUUGUCUUCCUAUACGGCUGUGUCACGGUGAAUGAUGACAUUCCCAGCAUGGAGAUCUGUGACAAGAGGAACAACAUCACCAUGUGUCCGCUCUGUGACCGCGCCUGCAGCUACUGGAACCUCUUCAUGGCCUGCGGCACGGCCAGAGCCAGCCACCUCUUCGACAACCCUGCCACAGUCUUCUUCUCUGUCUUCAUGGCCUUGUGGGCUGCCAUGUUUAUGGAGCACUGGAAGAGGAGACAGAUGCGACUGAACUACAUAUGGGAUCUGACAGGCUUUGAAGACGAAGAGGAAGCUUUAAAGGAUCAUCCGCGAGCUGAGUAUGAGUUUCGAGUCAUGCAGAAGUCGCUAAAGAAGGAUCAGAAUGCACAGAAGUCGGAAAAAGAAAAAUUGACUUGUAAAGACAGACUUCCAGCCUACAUGACCAACGUUGUCAUGAUGCUGUUCAUGAUUGGCGUGACCUUUGCCAUCGUGUUUGGGGUGAUCGUGUACAGGAUAUCCACCACAUCGGCCCUGCACAUGAGUUCUGACCCCACCACCCGCUCCAACGUGAAGGUGACAGUCAAGACUACAGCUGCAAUUAUUAACCUGGUGAUUAUCAUCAUCCUGGAUGAAGUGUACGGGGCUGUGGCCCGUUGGCUCACCAUACUCGAGGUACCAAAGACCGACAAGAGUUUUGAGGAGAGACUGAUCUUCAAAACAUUCAUCCUAAAGUUUGUGAAUGCGUUCACUCCCAUUAUUUACAUCGCCUUCUUCAGAGGGAGGCUUGUUGGUCGCCCUGGAAAUUACCUGUAUGUCUUUAAAUCUUAUCGGAUGGAGGAGUGUACCCAUGGUGGCUGUCUGAUGGAGCUCUGCAUCCAGCUCAGCAUCACCAUGCUCGGCAAGCAGCUCAUCCAGAACAAUCUGUUUGAGAUCGGAAUACCCAAACUCAAAAAGCUGAUAAGGUACAUCAAGAUGAAGAAGGGCGCCUUUCAGGAAGAGGAGCAGCGAGAGAAGAAACUGCAGCGCUAUGAGACGGACCACUUCCUGGAGCCCUUUGCUGGUCUCACCCCUGAGUACAUGGAAAUGAUCAUCCAGUUUGGCUUUGUCACUCUGUUUGUGGCGUCCUUCCCACUGGCUCCGCUCUUCGCCCUGCUUAACAACAUCAUCGAGAUCCGUCUCGAUGCCAAGAAGUUUGUGGCAGAGCUAAGAAGACCUAUAGCUGCGAGAGCAAAAGACAUUGGUAUCUGGUAUAAUAUCCUAAGUGGGAUUGGCAAAGUGGCUGUUAUUGUGAAUGCAUUCGUGAUAUCAUUCACAUCCGACUUCAUUCCCCGCCUGGUCUACCAGUACAUGUACAGCCCAGACGGCUCCAUGCACGGCUUUGUUAACCACACCCUUUCCUACUUCAACGUCAGUGACUUCGAAGUGGGCAAGGACCCUCUGGAGCCUAUGCACUUGGGGUACAGGGUGGAGAUCUGCAGGUAUAAAGACUACAGGGAACCCCACUGGUCGCAGACUCCCUAUGAAAUUUCUAAGGAGUUCUGGGCAGUGCUAGCAGCCAGAUUGGCAUUUGUUAUAGUUUUCCAGAACGUGGUCAUGCUGAUGAGUGACGUGGUGGACUGGCUGAUUCCAGACAUCCCCAAGGACAUCAGUGUGCAAAUCCACAAGGAGAAGAUCCUUAUGGUGGAGCUCUUCAUGAAGGAAGAGAAGGGCAAGAUGCAGAAUUCAGAUAGCAUGGCUAUGCGGGCCGACAAAGACAACUGCAACAACCACAGCUCAGUGCCCCGCUCAGAGUCCACCCCGAAUUCACACGGAAGUGUCUACUAGCAUCCAUCCACACGUCUUUGUAUCCGUAUGUCUUUCACUAGCCCAUCGGUGUCCUUUAAUGUAGACUGGACAUUCCACAGCGGGAGUGUUAUCCCCAAGGAAGAGGUUGGAGCAGAACCUGUAGCUAUCACAAAACACCGUGCAUUUCUUAAGUACUUGCUCUGCAGAGCACGACAGAUGCUGUAAGCGCAUUUUAAACAGUUUGUGAAUGUGUGCAUUUAUUUGUAUUCUUUAUAAAAUGUCCAAUAGAGAGAAAAAUAUUUUAUUACUAAACUCUUUUUUUUUUUUCUUUUUCUGUUCUGCUGUUUGUGCCUCUUUUUCUGUUAUGUAUGUUAUGCUUUUUCAAGCUAUCCUUACAAUAAAACAAGCUAAUUUGUUUUA